This is a messenger RNA of Cuscuta epithymum, 1611 nucleotides long. The record is from the annotation of a GenBank genome assembly. Lineage: Eukaryota; Viridiplantae; Streptophyta; Magnoliopsida; Solanales; Convolvulaceae.
UCGUGAAUAAACACUGACGGUUUGAUAAUCUAAUUUGGUAUCAGACGCUUCGUUCUUUUCCUCUCCAUCAUGACUUCCUCUUCUCCGGCCAAAUUUCACCCAGCCCUGGCCGUCUCCAACAUCCGAAAUUUCAUCCCGAUUACUCUUGAUAUCGAAACCGUCGAGUACUCCUCCUGGGCCGAGCUGUUCAAAAUUACAGCUCGAGCUUAUGAGGUCCUUGAUCACAUCAUCCCUACGCCUGCCACGUCAACAUCCUCCACCAGUGCAUCUUCCUCUUCUCUCACACCUGAGCAGCAAAUGGAACGGGCGGCCGCCGCCGCCGAGGCUAAAGCUCUCUGGACUCGUCUAGAUGCUGUUGUCUUACAAUGGAUCUAUGGUACUAUUACCACUGAUUUGCUCCAUACCAUUAUUGAGCCAAACUCCACGGCUCAAUUGGCAUGGGAGCAUCUCGAGGACAUUUUUCAAGACAAUAAACAAUCCCGAGCCGUGUAUUUGGAGAAUCAGUUCUCCAACAUUCGUCUUGAACAAUUCUCUAAUAUCUCUUCCUAUUGCAAGGCGUUGAAGCUUCUUUCCGAUCAAUUGGCCAAUGUUGAUUCCCCCGUUGACAAUAAGCGUCUUGUUCUCCGCUUAGUCAAUGGCCUGACCGAGCCAUAUGAUGUGGUUGCUUCUCUUAUUCAGCAAGCGGAUCCCUUACCUUUAUUUUCUAAGGCUCAAUCCAUGCUGACACUUGAAGAAGCACGGAAGAAACAACAACACGGACAGUCCCAGGAAACUGCUAUGUUGCACAAUGCGCCGCCGCCGCCGCCGCCGCGUCCCAGUGAACCCCCAACACAUUCUCGUUCGGAUGGCAGGAAUUCUCGAUCCCGCGGUCGUGGUGGCUCCUCUCGGGGUGGUCGUACCCGUCAAACACCACGCAGUGAUGUAUCCACUUCUACUCCGGCUAUGCCCCGUCCGCUGCAGUGGUCUUGUCCCCCGUGGGCUUACUGGCCGCCACCUCAGUGGGCAAUCCCUCCUUGCCCGGUACCCACAACACCCUGGGGAGGUCCACCGGCACCUCGGGCAUCGGCAGGUAUUCUUGGUCCUCAUCCCGCUCAGGCUUAUGCGGCUACUCCUACCGACAUUCAAGCCGCCAUGCAUACUAUGUCUCUCUCCCCACCGGACGACAACUGGUACAUGGACACCGGGGCCACGUCGCAUAUGACAUCAUCGUCGGGAUCUCCACACGGGGGCGCCACUUCUGAGGUGUAAUAGUUCCGGUCAACUCUACCCAGUUUCACAGUCCUCCGGGCCAUUAUCCUAUCCCUCGUCGGCUUUGUUGCACACUUCUGGUGACAUAUGGCAUAGUCGGCUUGGUCAUCCUGGGGAUCCAGUUUUUAGAUUACUUAGAACAAAUAAUGCUAUUCAAUGUAAUAAAUUGUUUUCUCAUUCUUGUACUUCAUGUCAAAUGGGCAAGCAUACCAAAUUACCAUUUCAGUCUUCUCAGUCUAUUACUUUACAUCCGUUUGAUUUAAUACAUAGUGACUUAUGGACUUCUCCUGUUUUAAGUUCCACCGGUCACCGGUAUUAUGUUCUUUUCCUAGAUGACUUUACUCGUUAUUUAUGGAUUUUUCC